AUGGCUCAGUCUGAAGACAUGCCUAAGGAGGUGAGCGCUGAGGGGAAGGCAGAGAGCGAGUCCGCCGGGGAGAUUAAACGGGCUCGGACCAUGGCUCUGUACAACCCCAUCCCAGCCAAACACAACUGUCUCACCGUCAACAGCUGUGCCAUUACUCCAUUUGAGUAUAUGAUCCUAGCCACCAUCAUAGCCAACUGCAUCGUUUUAUCCCUGGAACAGCAUCUUCCUGGUGAGGACAAGACGCCUAUGUCCAAAAGGCUGGAGAAGACCGAGCCUUAUUUCAUUGGGAUCUUCUGUUUUGAGGCUGGUAUCAAGCUGGUGGCGCUCGGUUUUGUUUUUCAUAAGGGUUCCUAUCUCAGAAACGGCUGGAAUGUAAUGGACUUCAUUGUUGUGCUAAGUGGGAUUCUGGCCACUGCUGGCUCUCAUAUGAAUAUCCCAGUGGACCUGAGGACCCUGAGAGCUGUGCGUGUGCUCAGACCCCUCAAACUAGUCUCCGGGAUCCCUAGUUUACAGAUAGUUCUGAAGUCCAUUAUUAAAGCCAUGGUGCCGCUGCUGCAGAUCGGUCUUCUGCUGUUCUUUGCCAUCCUGAUGUUCGCUAUCAUCGGUCUGGAGUUCUACAGUGGGAAAUUACACCACACUUGUCUGCCCUCUCCAGAUAUUCUCGACAACGAGACGGUGGACUCGUCUGAGGUGGAUUUUGCGUGUGGCGUGAGGAAGUGUCCUGAGAAGUACACCUGCAGUGGCAGCUGGAUUGGGCCCAAUGAUGGCAUCACUCAGUUUGACAACAUCUUGUUUGCAGUGCUAACAGUAUUUCAGUGCAUCACUAUGGAGGGAUGGACUGCUGUCCUGUACAAUACUAAUGAUGCUUUGGGGUCGACAUGGAAUUGGAUAUAUUUCAUUCCUCUCAUCAUUAUCGGCUCAUUUUUUGUGCUCAACCUUGUUUUGGGUGUUCUUUCUGGGGAAUUUGCUAAAGAGAGAGAGAGAGUGGAGAACAGACGUGCCUUCAUGAAGCUUAGACGCCAGCAACAGGCGGAGAGAGAACUCAAUGGCUACCGGGCCUGGAUAGACAGAGCAGAGGAAGUAAUGCUUGCAGAAGAAAACAAGAAUUCUGGGAGAUCAGCGUUAGAUGUUUUGAAACGGGCCACCAGCAAGAAAAAUGCAAGGCGUCGAGGACCGGGAGAGGAGAAAUAUUCUGAAGUCUCUACAGUUGGUGGCCCCCGACCGAGGGUUGGUAUACGGACAGCAAGACGAGGGCCCGCUGCUUACUUGCGGCGCAAGGAACGCAUGAUGCGGAUAUCUAUUCGGCGAAUGGUUAAAACCGACAGCUUCUAUUGGAUAGUCCUGAGUCUGGUGGCGCUCAACACCAUCUGUGUUUCAAUCGUUCAUCACAACCAACCGGAAUGGCUUACUAUUAUUCAGUACUACGCAGAGUUCGUGUUUCUGGGACUUUUUCUUGCUGAGAUGUUUCUGAAAAUGUAUGGCCUUGGUUUCCGUCUCUACUUCCAUUCAUCCUUUAACUGCUUUGAUUGUGGGGUGAUUGUUGGCAGUAUUUUUGAAGUGGUUUGGGGAUUCUUCAGGCCUGGAGAGUCUUUUGGCAUCAGUGUCCUCAGAGCUUUACGUCUGCUACGAAUCUUUAAAAUAACGAAGUACUGGACAUCCUUACGGAACCUGGUGGUUUCCCUCAUGAGCUCCAUGAAGUCGAUCAUCAGUCUGCUCUUCCUUCUCUUCCUGUUUAUCGUAGUCUUCGCUUUACUUGGCAUGCAGUUGUUUGGUGGAAGGUUCAUCUUUGAAGAUUAUACUCCUACUAAUUUUGACACGUUUCCAGCAGCCAUCAUGACCGUCUUUCAGAUUCUUACUGGAGAGGACUGGAAUGAGGUGAUGUACAAUGGGAUUCGCUCACAAGGAGGGGUGCAGUAUGGCAUGUGGUCCUCAAUCUACUUUAUUGUUUUAACCUUGUUUGGGAACUACACAUUGCUCAAUGUAUUCUUGGCUAUUGCUGUGGAUAAUCUAGCCAAUGCACAGGAACUAACUAAGGAAGAAGAGGAGGAGCAGCAAGAGGUCUUCAAUCAGCGUUCUAAAUGCAGAGAAUUUGGCCUCUCGGAAAUACGCAUAAUUAUGUUUGGCUUUUCUGAUGUUGUAAACUUGCUCUGUCGCUCACCUGGUACAGCAUUGCACUUGCAAUGUGGAGCGCUCGGGAAUUUAAUGGGAAACAACAAAGGCCGAGAUAUUAAGACCAUUAAGUCCUUACGGGUUCUCAGAGUUCUCCGUCCCCUCAAGACCAUAAAAAGACUCCCAAAGCUCAAGGCUGUGUUUGAUUGCGUGGUCACAUCCCUGAAGAACGUCUUCAACAUCCUCAUCGUCUACAAGCUCUUCAUGUUCAUCUUUGCUGUCAUUGCAGUGCAGCUCUUCAAGGGAAAGUUUUUCUACUGUACCGACGGAUCGAUGGGCACGCAAAAAGAAUGCCAAGGCUACUACAUUGACUAUGGGAGGGACAGGAAGGAGGUGAAGAAGCGGGAGUGGAGGAGACACGAGUUCCACUAUGAUAAUGUCCUCUGGGCUCUUCUGACGCUCUUCACUGUGUCCACAGGAGAGGGCUGGCCACAAGUUCUCCAACACUCGGUGGAUGUGACUGAAGAAGACCACGGCCCAAGCAGAGGAAACCGAAUGGAGAUGUCCAUUUUCUAUGUCAUAUACUUUGUGGUUUUCCCCUUCUUUUUUGUCAACAUCUUUGUUGCUCUCAUCAUCAUCACAUUCCAGGAGCAGGGUGACAAAAUGAUGGAGGAGUGCAACUUGGAGAAAAAUGAGCGGGCAUGCAUUGACUUUGUAAUCAGUGCAAAACCCCUAACGAGAUACAUGCCUCAGAACCGACAGACCCUCCAGUACCGAUUGUGGCACUUUGUGGUGUCGCCAUCUUUCGAGUACACGGUUCUAGUCAUGAUCGCACUCAACACAGUAGUGCUCAUGAUGAAGUACCACUCGGCGCCAGCUGCCUACGACAUCGUCCUGAAGCACCUCAACACUGCGUUCACUGUGCUCUUCUCCCUGGAAUGCAUCUUAAAGAUUUUUGCCUUUGGGUUAAUUAACUACUUCCGUGAUACAUGGAACAUCUUUGAUUUCAUCACUGUACUGGGCAGCAUUACUGAAAUUGUGGUAGAUUUACAGUCUGUGAACACCAUCAAUAUGAGUUUCCUGAAGCUUUUCCGGGCAGCUAGACUUAUUAAACUACUGAGACAAGGCUACACAAUACGGAUUCUGCUGUGGACAUUUGUUCAGUCCUUCAAGGCUCUUCCAUAUGUUUGCCUCCUAAUUGCUAUGCUUUUCUUCAUUUAUGCCAUUAUUGGCAUGCAAGUAUUUGGAAAUAUUAAACUGAAUGAUGAAAGCCACAUUAAUCAACACAACAAUUUCAAGACAUUCUUUGGUGCCUUGAUGCUGCUCUUUAGAAGUGCCACAGGAGAGUCGUGGCAGGAGAUCAUGCUCUCGUGUCUCGAGGGAAAGGAGUGCGAACGGGACCCUUCAAUACCACCACCUUUCACCUCUCCAGAUCAUGAAGGGGGCUGUGGCACAGACUUUGCCUAUUUCUAUUUUGUCUCAUUCAUCUUUUUCAGCUCAUUUCUGAUGCUGAAUCUGUUUGUGGCUGUGAUUAUGGACAACUUUGAGUAUUUGACGCGAGACUCAUCCAUUCUUGGACCUCACCAUCUGGACGAGUUUGUGCGCAUCUGGGGGGAAUAUGACCGAGCAGCAUGUGGCCGUAUUCACUACACUGCCAUGUAUGAGAUGCUAACCCACAUGUCUCCACCUCUUGGAUUGGGAAAGAAGUGUCCUGCCAAAAUUGCCUACAAGAGACUGGUGCUGAUGAAUAUGCCAGUUGAUGAGGACAUGACGGUUCAGUUCACAUCCACACUGAUGUCUCUGAUCCGCACUGCACUGGAGAUAAAAAUCGCUAGAGGGGGCGAGGACCGGAUACAGUUGGACAUUGAAUUGCAGAAGGAGAUAAGUGUCAUCUGGCCACACCUGUCCCAAAAGACACUGGAUCUGCUGGUACCCAUCAAUAAAGGUGAGACUCAGAUGCAAUGGAAAAUAGUAAUAGGGCCCUCGGCGGUUAAAGAGGAGAGGAUACAGGACAGUGUAGAUGAGACAGGAAACAACAAGGAGGAGAGAGAGGAUAACAGGACAGGCAAAGACCCUUUAGCCAUUAUUUGA
Sinocyclocheilus grahami is the source of this 4200-nucleotide messenger RNA. Its product is annotated as voltage-dependent R-type calcium channel subunit alpha-1E-like. The record is from RefSeq and is a predicted model, not a curated record. NCBI's taxonomy places the organism in Eukaryota, Metazoa, Chordata, Actinopteri, Cypriniformes, Cyprinidae. Gene Ontology annotation, cellular component: voltage-gated calcium channel complex; neuronal cell body; membrane. Bases 1 to 4200 code for a protein of 1399 amino acids. Gene Ontology annotation, molecular function: high voltage-gated calcium channel activity. Gene Ontology annotation, biological process: chemical synaptic transmission; calcium ion import across plasma membrane. The transcript is spliced from 37 exons.